This is a messenger RNA of Branchiostoma belcheri (Belcher's lancelet), 1718 nucleotides long. Its product is annotated as PI-actitoxin-Axm2a-like. The record is from RefSeq and is a predicted model, not a curated record. Lineage: Eukaryota; Metazoa; Chordata; Leptocardii; Amphioxiformes; Branchiostomatidae. Gene Ontology annotation, molecular function: serine-type endopeptidase inhibitor activity. The transcript is spliced from 5 exons. The coding region runs from base 182 to 592 and encodes 136 amino acids.
CCUCUAUGAAAAGUCCAGAACCUUACUUCGUAGCGGUUCGUACCGGAGCCCUGAACAUUUCACGGGUGUCUCUCGUCUAAGACGGGCUACACUAGAGAUAGAAGACAGGCCGUUUAGAGUUGGGAUAAGACCGUACUGUGUGCGUUGCUGAAGUGCAUUAGACGACUUCUACACAACAGUCAUGCUGUGGAAAGUGUUGCUGAUCAGCCUCGUGGUAACCGCCACCAUUCACAGAACUGACGCAGUUGAGGAUCCUUGCGAACAGCCCAAAGAUGUUGGACCGUGUGAUGGUGUAUUUCCACGCUGGUUCUAUAACAGUCUGACAGGGGAGUGUGAACCUUUCGACUAUGGAGGCUGCGAUGGUAACAGCAACAACUUUCAAACUCAGGAGGAGUGUGAAGACACUUGUGUUGACCCCUGUCUGCAGCCUAAGAAGGUUGGACCCUGUGAGGCUCUCAUCCCACGGUGGUUCUACAACAGCCAGACUGGCCAGUGUGAGCAGUUCAACUGGGGAGGCUGCGAUCCUAACGACAACAACUUUGCAACUCUCAAGGAGUGUAGGAAGACCUGUGGACGUAAGAACAAGAAUUGAAGACAGUGAUCCAGACUUGAAAGCCACCUGUUCAAGUAAACCACUGCUGAUGAGUAAUACAGUACUAUUAAUCUACAUGUAGAUGCUUAGACCAGCUAAAGUCCAGCUAUUGUACAUGUUAAUCAUACAGAAUAAAACAUGACAGUACAAUGGCGAUGUGGAAAUGGGAACUAAAGAAAUGUAGUAAACACAGCAAAAUGUCAGUAGAAAAUUUACCUAAAUUCGUAGAAAUGUAUGUAUUAACAGUUACCAUAUCUGCACAGUUGACAUGAAGUAGAGAACAGUCAUUAGAAAUAUAAACUAGAUAAAAAUAUGAUAUAUAUAUAUAUAGGUGAGUUGUUUGAGUUGUGUGAUUCGCUGAUCAUGCUAACAUAAAUGAAUAUAAAAGAUGCAAAAUAACUAGAAAAGAAAGGAGAUAGCCUUAUUUGAUAAUGAAGUAUAAUAUAUCAAUUGAUAAAGCUAAACUAUACAAAUAACAAUGUCAAUAUUUAAGAUGCGAUAAGAGCAGGAUUAAAGGUCUUUAAUGUGGAAAUGAUAGUGAUAUAAAUCAUGUUAACAUGUAUGACAUAUAGGGUAUUUCUUUAAGAUGCUAUUAAUAAAUACCUUAAGCAACUUAGUACAGUAGACAUUACACUGUAAGCAAACUCUCUUUUCGAGGUUGGUAAGGAGUUUAUUAAUAUUUUUCCUUUCCUCUCUAUUCAUACUAAUAUUCACACAUUAUUAUCAAGUUCUUGACAGGUAAGCAGAUUAGUAUUACAAGUUUACUAUCUAACAGAUACAAGUACUACAUGUGCAUUGAGACAUCGAGUCUAGAACUAAGUAAACUUAACAAAUGAUCCGAAAAAAGUUCUUGAAGCUACAUGGUUACUACAUGUGAUUACUACAUCUAUAUGCUCUGUUUUUUGCUUUUGAAUAAUUGCUAUCGAGAUGGUCCAAUCGCAAACGUUUAAUACCCCAACAGUACAAACAGUGUAUGUUCUACACAUGCUGUCUUUGCUUUUUGCUUUUGUCCAUUUAAGAACUGUUUGCAAAAUUAUUAAAGACACAUAUAUCCACAAAAUAUGUAUUUGUUAUGUAACCAAGAAACGAUAAAAUAAAUAGUGAAAAUCAAUGCUUUUCACGAUCU